Molecule: messenger RNA, 4110 nt
Organism: Neurospora tetraspora
Lineage: Eukaryota; Fungi; Ascomycota; Sordariomycetes; Sordariales; Sordariaceae
Product: Hydantoinase B/oxoprolinase-domain-containing protein
Exons: 2
Coding region: 1-4110 (1369 amino acids)
Biological process (GO): glutathione metabolic process
Cellular component (GO): cytosol
Molecular function (GO): 5-oxoprolinase (ATP-hydrolyzing) activity
Source: RefSeq, a predicted model, not a curated record
AUGGGCUCCUCACAAAAAGACCGCGGCGUGCGCAUCGCCAUCGACAGAGGCGGCACCUUCACAGACUGCGUCGGCAACUAUAACGGCGAGGACAUUGUCAUCAAGCUUCUCUCAGUCGACCCAGCCAACUACGAUGAUGCGCCCCUCGAGGGUAUCCGGCGCAUCAUGUCGCACUUCCUCAAGAAGGAGAUUCCCCGUGGACAGCCAUUAGACACGGCCAACAUCGAUUCCAUCCGCAUGGGCACAACAGUCGCCACUAACGCCCUCCUGGAAAGAAAGGGCGAGAAGAUUGCCAUGGUUGUUACCAAGGGCUUCAAGGACUGUCUCGUCAUCGGCAACCAGUCGAGGCCCAAGAUCUUCGACCUGGCUAUCCGCAAGCCCGAGGUGCUAUACUCAACCGUCGUGGAAGUGGAUGAGCGUGUUACGCUGGAAGACUACGCCGAGGAUCCAGAACGCCAUAUCACCAAGGUGGACGUCAAGGCUGGGACCGCCGAAGCCAAGGACGCCGACCUCGUCAUGGGUCUAUCAGGAGAAGCCGUCCGGAUUCUUCAGCGGCCAGAGAAGGAGACCAUCCGCGCCAAGCUCCAGGAGAUCUACGACAGCGGCAUCAGGAGCAUAGCAGUAUGCCUGAUGAUGGCCUACACCUUCCCCGACCACGAGGCUCUCGUCGGCGAAGUCGCCCGCGAGAUCGGCUUCACCCACAUCUCCCUCAGCCACGAGCUCAUGCCCAUGAUCAAGCUCGUCUCGCGCGCCACUUCGGUUUGCGCAGACGCCUACCUCACACCCGCCAUCAAGAAGUACAUCUCCGGUUUUCAAAAGGGCUUUGCCGGUGGUCUGGGCACUAAGGGCGUCAAGGAGUCGGGAGGAGAAGCCGGUAAAGGUGCUCGCUGCGAGUUCAUGCAAUCCGACGGUGGUCUCGUUGACGUCGACAAGUUCACCGGUCUCAAGGCCAUCCUGUCCGGCCCGGCCGGCGGCGUGGUCGGCUACGCCAUCACCUCGUACGACGAGAACACCAAGAUCCCCGUCAUCGGCUUCGACAUGGGCGGCACCAGCACGGACGUGUCCCGCUACGGCGAGGGCCGGUACGACCACACCUUUGAGACCACCACGGCCGGCGUGACCAUCCAGUCGCCCCAGCUGGACAUCAACACCGUUGCUGCCGGCGGCGGUUCCAUGCUCUUCUUCCGCAACGGCCUGUUCGUCGUCGGCCCGGAGUCGGCCAGCGCUCACCCCGGUCCUGCGUGCUAUCGCAAGGGCGGCCCGGCGACCGUUACUGAUGCGAACUUGUUCCUGGGGAGACUCCUGCCCGAGUUCUUCCCCAAGAUCUUUGGCAAGAACGAGGAUGAGGGUUUGGACCCGGAGGCUAGUAGGAUCAAGAUCCAGAAGCUGGCGGACCAGAUCAAGGCUGAGACGGGCAAGGAGAUGGAUCUUGAUGAGGUCGCUUACGGGUUCCUGACUGUGGCUAAUGAAACCAUGACCCGGCCGAUCAGGAGUAUCACUGAGGCCAAGGGUCACGAUACUUCCAAGCACCGUCUUGCUACCUUUGGUGGUGCCGGUGGUCAGCAUGCUGUAGCUAUUGCUGAGUCAUUGGGCAUCAAGCAGAUCCUCAUCCACCGAUAUUCCUCCGUCUUGUCGGCUUACGGCAUGGCUUUGGCCGAUGUUGUCGAUGAGCGCCAGGAGCCUGACUCCUCUGUCUGGAAGGUCGACGAUCAGUCCGUCAUCCAGGGGCUCAAGGACAAGAUGGAGGCUCUCAAGGAAAAGUCCCGCCAGGCUCUGCGGGACCAGGGCUUCGAGGACGACCAGAUCGUGUUCGAGGAGUACCUUAACAUGCGCUAUCGCGGAACUGAGUCGGCGCUGAUGAUCAUCAAGCCGACUGCCGAGGACGCUGAGAAGCACUACAACGGCAGCGACUGGGACUUUGCCAGCGCGUUUGUGCGCCACCACAGAUAUGAGUUCGGCUUCACGCUGGAGGAGCGCGACAUUGUGGUUGAUGAUGUCCGUGUCAGAGGCAUUGGCAAGAGCUUCCGUUACGAGGAGAAGAGCGUGGACGAGCAGCUCAAGACGGUGCAAAAGAAGGAUGUGAAUGUUGCGAACAAGCACAGCGAGGCCAAGGUGUACUUUGAGGGUGGACGCAUGGAUACGCCCAUCUACAAGCUUAGCGAUCUGAGUGUGGGCACUGUGAUCAAGGGCCCGGCCAUGCUGGCUGAUGGAACGCAGACUAUUGUGGUCCCGCCCAAGAGCACUGCGCUAGUGCUGGAGACUCAUGUCGUGGUUGAUAGUGAGGAGACGGACAAGAGCAAGGAUGAGAAGGGCGAUGGUGAGCGCGAGGUUGAUCCUAUCAUGCUUAGUAUCUUUGGCCAUAGGUUUAUGGCUAUUGCUGAGCAGAUGGGCAUGGCUCUUCAGAAGACCAGUGUCAGCACUAACGUCAAGGAGCGUCUUGACUUUUCGUGCGCCAUCUUUGAUGCUAACGGUGGUCUCGUUGCCAACGCUCCUCAUUUGCCCGUCCACUUGGGCUCCAUGUCCACCUGUGUUCGCCGCCAAGCAGAAAUUUGGAAGGGUAAGCUACGCAAGGGCGAUGUCCUCAUGACUAACCACCCUUCAUAUGGCGGAACUCACCUUCCCGACGUCACCCUAAUCAUGCCUGCCUUCAACCAAGCCGGCGAUAAGGUUCUCUUCUACGCCGCCUCGCGUGCUCACCACGCCGACAUUGGCGGUAUCACCGCCGGCAGCAUGCCUCCCCACUCCCGCGAGCUCUACCAGGAAGGCGCCGCCGUCAAGAGCGAGAAGCUGGUCUCGGAGGGCAAGUUCAACGAAGACCGUGUCAUCGAGCUCUUCCACAAGGAACCCGCCAAGUACCCCGGCUGCAGCGGCACUCGCUGUCUCGCCGACAACAUCAACGACCUGCGCGCCCAAGUCUCGGCCAACCAAAAGGGCAUCUCCCUCAUCGAGACCCUGAUCGCCGAAUACGGCGAAGACACGGUGCAGUUCUACAUGGUCGCCAUCCAGAACAACGCCGAGCAACAAGUCCGCAACCUCCUGCGCACCGUCCACAAGCGCUUCCAAGGCCAGGAACUCUCCGCCAUCGACUACAUGGACGACGGCAGCCCGAUCCAGCUCAAGGUGACCAUCGACCCGGACGCAGGCGAAGCCGUCUUCGACUUCGCCGGCACCGGCCCGGAAGUGUACGCCAACAUCAACGCGCCCGAAGCCAUCUCGUACUCGGCCAUCAUCUACACCCUCCGCUGCAUGAUCUCGGAGGACAUCCCGCUGAACCAGGGCUGUCUGGUGCCCGUGACCGUCAAGAUCCCGCCCAAGUCUCUGCUGUCCCCCUCGGACAACGCCGCUGUGGUGGGCGGCAAUGUGCUCACCUCGCAGCGCAUCACGGACGUCAUCUUCAAGGCCUUCCAGGCCGCCGCCGCCUCGCAGGGGUGCUGCAACAAUCUCACCUUCGGGUUCGGCGGCAACGUCGCGGGCGAGAAGGAGGUCAAGGGCUUUGGAUACUACGAGACCAUUGCCGGCGGCUCGGGUGCCGGUCCGACCUGGGAGGGAACGGAUGGUGUGCACGUGCAUAUGACGAACACGCGGAUUACGGACUCGGAGAUUUUCGAGCGCCGUUACCCCGUUUUGCUGCGCGAGUUUUCCAUCCGGAAGGGGUCGGGAGGAAAGGGGAAGCACCGCGGCGGUGACGGCGUGGUGCGGGAUAUCGAGUUCCGACUUCCGCUGCAGGUGAGCAUCCUUUCGGAGAGAAGAGUGUACAGACCGUAUGGUCUGGCGGGCGGCGAGGAUGCGCAGUGCGGGUUGAAUCUGUGGGUGAGGAAGGUGAAGAAGGCGAGGUGGGAGGAUACGUUGCGCAAGAUCCAGAAUGGGGAGCAGGAUCAGGAGGAGGUGGUGGGGGAUGAGGCCGAGGGUUAUGAAGAGAGAGUGAUUAACUUGGGAGCUAAGAAUAGCGCCCCGAUGAUUGCUGGGGAUAGAAUCAUUAUUUGCACGCCUGGUGGUGGUGGAUGGGGAAAGAGUGGUGAGGAGAGGGAGGUGGAUGAGACGCGGGACCCGAUGGGCACGUGGAAGAUGGGAAGUCAUGGGGCGAGGAUGGAUUUGGCGCUGCAGGCUUGA